Paramisgurnus dabryanus is the source of this 2120-nucleotide messenger RNA. RefSeq names its product claudin 23.2 (gene cldn23.2). NCBI's taxonomy places the organism in Eukaryota, Metazoa, Chordata, Actinopteri, Cypriniformes, Cobitidae. The record is from RefSeq and is a predicted model, not a curated record. Gene Ontology annotation, cellular component: membrane; bicellular tight junction. Gene Ontology annotation, molecular function: structural molecule activity.
GAAAAAUGAGAAAUCAGUUUCAGGCACCUUUACCAACAUAAAACGUGGCGUCACUUUUGUGGGCGGAGCCCACAGUUUUGACUGACUCGUCACAACGCAGGUGUCGAAACCUGGAGUGGUUUUGAUGUUAACAAACAUAGACUGUCAUGUGACUUGACAUAACAAUGGAGGAAUUUUAUCAGGUCCUCCCUUCAGAGAGUUUCUCCCAUGUUUCUUUUUACACUGUGAGUGUUUGAAAAGUUUUACGGAAAACAAAGACAUUAAUUCCAAAUCUUGAGAUCGGCAGUUACUAUCUCUAUCAUGAGAACACCUGGGAUUUUUAUUUGCGGUUUGGUGCUCGCACCAUGCGGGUUGAUUUUAGAUCUGGCAAGCACCGUGGCACCGAGCUGGCGAACCAUCAAUAAUAUCGCCGGAGAAUCCACUGAUAUGGUUUUACAGCAGGGAAUUUGGGACAUUUGCAAGACAUUUACAUCAUCCCGGGAUAUACAAUGUGGCCAACCGGAUACGCAAUAUUUUAACACCCAGAUCAUUAAAAUAGCUCAGGGUUUGAUGUUGGCAUCACUUAUACUUAAUGUCAUAGCCAUUGGCGUGGCAUCCGCUGGAGUCCGAUGUUGGACCGAUAAACCACGAUGGACAGUGGCUGGGAUCGGGGGUCUUCUCAUCUUCAUCUCAGGGGUCCUCGCCAUCAUCGCAGUGUCGUGGUAUACUCACAUCAUGACCUCAAUUUCUUCUCCGUCAACCGACAUUCGUGUCGGAUAUUGCUUAGUUUUGGGCUUCAUCGGCGGUAUCUUGGAAAUGAUCGGAGGUUUGGUGAUGUCCAUCGGGUUAUGUUGGCGUUGUGGUGAUCGCUCCCGUCGGGAAAGGCCGAAGACAGACGUGGUAAAGUCCACCCGCGACCCACAUCCACUCCAUAGAGUUACAGUUCCGAGUGUGAGCAGCAUUAGUAGCUCCAGCAGUGUCCCUUAUUACUCCAAAGAUGUAGAUAUGGACUUUCCCAGAUCCAAGAGACAGAUAGACACUAGACCUGUGAACACUUACGGGGCAAGACCAUACGAUUCAGAUUUGUAAACAAGGACAUUUACAAUGAAAAAAUAAGGGCAAAAAAAGGAAACACCAAAAAAAAAAUGCUAUGGUUAUAAUGGGAUUUGUAUUGGUGUUGAUGUAAACUAUACCUAAUGGUCUAUAAUAUGUUAGGUUUGGAUGUUACAGUAUCUGCCUCAUGGGAACCAAUAGAACACAAUGAAAUCCUACUGAACCGGUUUUAAUGAUAGAUUAAAAUAGUAAGUUAAGGGUUCAUAAUGGUAAAAUUUAAUUCCAGUUUCUGGAUGUUUCUGUUGUUUUGUGAUGGGGUGGUAACCAACAUUUUGCCAAAUGCCAGAGUUUCUACAGAUUAUGCUUUUUUGUAAGUUUUCAGGUUAAUGUUCAAAUUUCUUUUCAAAAAUUAUAUAUUUUUUUCAUGAUGCCCAUGUAACCACAGUUUUAGUGUGAGUAUAACUAAUGGGCUUUACAAGUAAUUUAAACUACUAUUUAAAUCUUGACUUGCAAUGAGUUGCUGUAACUUAAAAAGUCAAAAUUGCUUAACUUAUAAUGUACAAACAUGAUCUUAAGAUUUAUUGAUCACAUAUUCCAUGAUUUGUCAUGUAAAAAAUCAGCUUUUAGGCACAGUUAACAAUGUUAAUAUCUGUAAAGGAACUGAACACAAUUUAGACUUUUUGUAGAACUGAGCUGUUCUGAAAUAUGUAAUUUAUCAGAAAUCUUUUGAGUUUGUAAAAUGAUAUCUACUAUAAAAGCAAAUUAUGUAGUAAAGGAAAUGCAAUGCAUGUUGGUAAUAACAUUUCCCAUGUUGACGAGACAGUUGAAAAACAUUUGUAGUUUGGGGUGCAUGGUGUUAUGUAUCCAUGUAUCUGACCUGUACCUGAACUUGUUUUGUUGAAACACAUACCCUGUUUAUUUUUCUGUUUAUGAUUGGCAAUGUGAUGGCUGACAGUAGAAAUGUGGCAUUCUUAAACACAUUAUUUAUACUGAAAUCAAGUAAUUUAUUAUUAAAAUAAAUUUUAUUUUUAAUAAUGAUUAGUGAAGCUUAAUGUGUCCAUGUGCUGAAUUUAAUCACGAUAUUUAGG